AUGCCUACAGAAAAACCUUUCAAAGUACUAAUUGCCGGUGGUGGUAUCGCUGGUCUUGCCCUAGCCCACAUGCUGGAAAAGUUCCACAUCGAUUACCUUCUAUUAGAAUCGCACAGCGAGAUUGACCCAACCCUAGGCGCUAGUAUCGGAAUAGGGCCUCACGGAUCUCGAAUCCUGGACCAGCUUGAUCUGUAUGAACCAAUCGCAGAGUUAGACUAUAAGGACAAACGGGGAAACCACAUCCAUAAGGAGAAUGGUGAUUGUCUACUGAAUGUAUCGCGUUUUAAUCACCAUCUUGAGUAUCGACACGGAUACCCGAUUAUAUUCAUCGAUCGCCAGUUGUUCCUUCGUGUACUCUAUGACCGGUUGCGAUACAAGAACUGCGUUCUGCUGAACAAAAAGGUAGAUCGUGUUGAGCUACUUGAAAGCGGAGUCGAGGUCAUUACAACAGAUGGGCAGAUCGUUAGGGGCUCUCUAAUUAUCGGGGCAGACGGAGUGCACAGUGCUGUGAGGCGAGAGAUGUACCGGAUUGCUAGUGAGCAGGCUCCUGAGUACUUUGCAGCAGACGAGCAAGAACCUGUAUCAUGCCACUAUAUCUGUAAUUUUGGCAUUGCUCAGAAUGUGGCUGGUUGGAUCCAUGGUCAUACAUAUACCACCGUGGGAAAAGGAUACUCUCAAUUGGUUGUAUCUGGGCCGGGGAAUCGGAUAUACUGGUUCUUUUUUGAGAGGUUACCGGAGACCAAGUAUGGCAAGGAUGUACCACGAUGUAUCCGAGAGAUGGAAGCAGAGUUUAUCAAAAAACACAAGCAUGCUCCGAUCACCAAGACAGUUACAUUCGGCCAGAUAUAUGCUAAGAGGUUGUUCACUACACUCACACCUCUGCAUGAAUAUGUGCAUGAAAAAUGGUUCUUCGAUAGGAUAUUCAUGAUGGGAGACUCAGCUCAUAAGCUGAAUCCCAUAUCGGGCCAAGGUGGUAAUGCUGCAAUUGAAUCAGCCGCAGAUUUUGUCAAUAUACUUCUAAAAAAGAAGUAUAGCCGGACCGAAGGUCUAAGUGGAAUGACGAGUAAGGAUAUCGCAGCCAUCUUCACAGAAGCACAAGCUUCCCGGUAUGAGCGUGCGGAGCAGAUAGUUGCUUAUGCCCAUCUACAACAGUCCUUGACAGCAUAUGAAAAGCCGCUCAUAUCGAAGUUGACCUGGGAGUAUCUCAUGCCUUCUAAAGGGCCAUAUGGCCUCAUAGAUAUGUUUAGUGACCAGUUUAUCGAUAGUGCGAGAUUGAAGUACCUUUCCGUUAAGAAACGGGCACGAGUUUUGCCAUACGCCGAUGAGCUGCCUUCUUCACCACUGAAGAGGGUGCGCCUGAUACAGAUAGUAUUCACGUUGUGGAUGGUGUAUUCUGCAUUCAUGGCCUAUGAAUUGUCGCAGUCUCAGAAGCCUAGGACGGACGGUCUAGCCACCCAAAACAACCGCUUUUUGUCGCUAUCCAUGCAAUCAAAUCCGGAAAAUCGGGUCCUACAAAACUACUACUUCUUAUCAAACCUAAUUUCACCAAUAUUGAUCUACAUUAUCGAAGGAUACCGCCUCGGAACUCGAAAUACCAUCCUCGCUUUGCCCAGUCUAUUCCUUUUAGCAAUCGGAUUCAAAGGGAUAGCACUUAUAUCGCCAAUAUACGCAGCCCUAAGUGUCUUUUGGUCCACUCCCCUGCCCACAAGACGAUUUGUCAAACUAGGUGUCGCCCACGCCUUAAUACCAGCACUCAUUCUGGGUUAUGUAUUGCCAACAGCUCUUAUUCUUUCAGGCACUCUCGAUAUAGCGAAAUGGGCCACAUGGGCACCUCGCGUCUACAAAUUUGCACCAGUUUUUGUGGGCGGUCUGGCAUUUUUCUUUGCAUAUCUUGGUCAGAUUUGGAACUCAAGAUACCAGACGCCGAAGGACCAAGAGCAGUCUGAAUUUGAAUGCUAUAAGGCUCAAGAUGUGCCGACUUUGAAAUCCGCAUAUCUUUUUGCUUUUUUCUUGCAGGCUAUGGUUCACAUCACACUUCUGGCGUUUGCAUAUAACGAGCUGAGAACCGUUGCAUUCCAAUCUUAUUGGAACAGCAACCACAAAACGAUACAUCAGGCAAUAGAUCUCUUUUGGAGUGAUCCGGAAAUUGCAUUCGCCACCUGGUUGAUAAGUAAUAUCUACUCGAUCUGGGAUCUCCGUUGCUUUGGCUACAUCAAAACUCGGGAUUGUAUAAUUGGUGCAUUAAACGUUGUAGCCGGACAACUUCUUGUCGGACCUGGUGCAACAUGGGCUGCACUGUGGUAUUGGAGAGAGGGGGUUAUCGUGGACCUACAGAGAAAUUGA
Molecule: messenger RNA, 2343 nt
Organism: Talaromyces marneffei
Lineage: Eukaryota; Fungi; Ascomycota; Eurotiomycetes; Eurotiales; Trichocomaceae
Exons: 3
Coding region: 1-2343 (780 amino acids)
Molecular function (GO): FAD binding
Source: RefSeq, a predicted model, not a curated record